AGUACUUGCACCGUGAAGAACAUGUCAACGAGUCCUUAUGUUUCCUACUUGGGGCCAAUGUUUAACAACAUCAAUGGCGACAUUCGACACAUUUUCGGCAGCUCGGCGGCUUUGAAUUUCGCCAGCAACAGUUCUUACGUCUACACCGGGACAGGCACAGUACGUGGACUGCCUGUCAACAUCUGGACGACAUGCCUGACCUAUCCAAACACCAAAGCUCCUAUUCAAGUGACGUUCUACUUCAGUCAACCUGGAUGGAACACGUCAUGGUCACAGCAGCAGAUGCCGUUACGUGUUGAAAUCAAAGGUAUGACACAGUCCAGUACAUUUGGCAGUCUUACGACACAGGCCACGCCCAGAUAUUUUCACCAUAUGUAUGACUUCAUCAACUAUUUACCGACAGUUGAUCCCAAGUCUUCAGUAUUUCAACCACCAAGAAGAGUUGCUUGUGUAAAUAGAGUUAACACACACCCUCGACCUAUAUUUCAAUCCACCUUUACGUAUAAAGUUGAGAUCAUCAACCCUGUGGAUCAUGCGGUCACCCAUUCCCAAAUUUGGUACGAUGCUCGAGCUGGAUUGGUCAGGGAAGACACCAGGACAUUACAUCCAGACUUUCAAGUUAGAGUAAAUACAACAGUCACAGAGAUUCAUGACUUUAAUACAGGUACAGUCUAGCCUAGAAACAAGCAA
Biomphalaria glabrata is the source of this 690-nucleotide messenger RNA. RefSeq lists its product as uncharacterized. Bases 22 to 675 code for a protein of 217 amino acids. The record is from RefSeq and is a predicted model, not a curated record. The transcript has 5 exons. NCBI's taxonomy places the organism in Eukaryota, Metazoa, Mollusca, Gastropoda, Planorbidae.